AUGUCGGAGCUUAUCCUCAAGGAGAAGUCGUCUGGCAAUGCCUGUUUGAAACUCUCUGGGGUUACAUGCAAAAUCUCUCCCCUUGAACUUGUGAUCUAUUCUACGAUGAAAGACGGUCCCCUCGAAGGCGAUGACGCCAAGUUGGCAGCCAUGGGCCAUCGCCCUGAACUCCAACGUAGCCAUUCUACAUGGUCGAUGCUCGGCCUGGCUUUUGCGGUUCUCAAUUCAUGGACUGCGCUGUCGGCCAGCUUGUCGAUCAGUCUCACCUCCGGUGGAAGCACCAGUGUGAUAUGGGGUAGGCUGAUUCUAGACACCCUCCGAGAGAUCUCACUCACAUUCGCUUUCUACAAUAUAGGACUGGUGACUGCAGGAUUCUGCAAUCUGUGCAUCGCUUGUUCGUUGGCUGAAUUCCUCUCGGCCUAUCCGACAGCUGGCGGACAGUAUCAUUGGGUCGCAGCUAUCGCCUGGCCGAGUACCGUGCCCAUUCUAUCCUGGAUUACUGGUUGGAUUAACGUCGCGGGCUGGGUUGCUCUCGUUGCGACGAACUCACUUCUUUCUAGCCAGCUAAUUCUUGGGGUCAUCUCAGUGCUUCACGAGAGCUAUGUCCCACAACGCUGGCAUCAAUUUUUGAUCUACAUCGGGUUGACUCUCGGUUCUUUCAUCGUUAAUGCUUUCAUGAAUUCCAUUUUGCCAGUCAUCUAUCGUGGUGCUUUCUUGUGGUCGAUUGGAGGCUUUGUGGUUGUGUCAAUCACGGUUCUCGCAUGCGCCUCCCCCCAUUACAAUUCAGCUUAUUUUGUCUUUUGUGAUUUCGUCAAUACCACAGGCUGGCCUGACGGAGUGGCAUGGCUGCUUGGUUUGCUUCAAGGAGGUCUUGGCGUGACAGCCUUUGACGCCGUGGCACACAUGAUUGAAGAGGUACCUAACGCUGAUAUUGAAGGACCGAAAAUCAUGGUGACCUGCGUCGGUAUCGGAGUGGCUACGGGCUCGAUCUUUUUGAUGGUCCUUCUAUUUGUCGCAGGAAACAUGGAAAAUGUCGCCACGUCCGCAGCCGGUCCUCUCCUACAGAUCUUGCUGGAUGCAACAAAAAGCAACGCAGGAGGCAUCUGCCUUUUGAUAGAUGGAGGUCUUCCUGCGUCUAGGUUCUUUGCCAAGGUUCACCCGACACUUAAGUUGCCCCUAAACGCACUGAUGCUCAGUGUUGUUGUGGUUAUCGCAUUUGGUUGCAUUUUCUUAGGUUCUUCGAGUGCUUUCAAUGCAAUUAUAUCGGCGUCGGUUGUGGCGCUUGAUCUGUCUUAUGGAAUCCCCAUUGCCGUCAAUUGUCUUCAGGGACGCCGAUCGCUCCCCGAAAGAAAAUGGAAACUGCCUCGCACAGUUGGAUGGAUCGUGGAUAUCAUUGCUUUAUCGUAUAUUACUUUGACGACCGUCCUGUUUGUGUUCCCUCCAUCAAGCACCGUCACAGGGAGUAGCAUGAACUACUGUGUUGCAGCAUUUGCUGUCAUUAUCAUGAUCUCCGUGUUCCAGUGGAUUGUCGAUGGAAGGAAAAAUUUCACCGGUCCUCGAGUUGAUAUUACCCUCGAUGCGCUUGACGCCCCCAUGAGAGAAGAGAUAGAUCCCAGUAAGCAUGAGAAAGAGCUUGCUAGUCAGACCUAG
Penicillium paradoxum is the source of this 1650-nucleotide messenger RNA. Its product is annotated as Amino acid/polyamine transporter I. Bases 1 to 1650 code for a protein of 549 amino acids. Gene Ontology annotation, cellular component: membrane. The record is from RefSeq and is a predicted model, not a curated record. NCBI's taxonomy places the organism in Eukaryota, Fungi, Ascomycota, Eurotiomycetes, Eurotiales, Aspergillaceae. The transcript is spliced from 19 exons. Gene Ontology annotation, molecular function: transmembrane transporter activity. Gene Ontology annotation, biological process: transmembrane transport.